This is a messenger RNA of Rubroshorea leprosula, 2044 nucleotides long. The record is from the annotation of a GenBank genome assembly. NCBI's taxonomy places the organism in Eukaryota, Viridiplantae, Streptophyta, Magnoliopsida, Malvales, Dipterocarpaceae.
CACUCUAGCAGCUCAGCAAAGAGAAACCGCUUUCCCUCAUUUUCCCUCAUUUUCCCUCACUAUCCUGAGAAAAAGACAAAAGCUUUAAACUGGUAGCAUCCCCAAAACCAAAAGGGUUCCCGAAAGUUUCAGACUUUCACUCUCCAAAAUGAACUGUUCAGUUUGGAUGGAAGGCAAGGAGGAGGAAGACUCUGCCUCAUGGAACAGAACCAACAACAACAAAGAGGAAAUGGGUUCUCUCUCUACCUUCAAAUCGAUGCUUGCUGUAGAAGAUGAUUGGUACAUGGGGAAUGGUGGGAUUCAGAAUCAUCAGGACAUGAGGGAUAUCUCGUUUUCACCCAAUUUUGGUGAUCCGGAGAAUUUGUUGAUGCAUUCUAUGGAUUCUUCCUCUUCCUGUUCUCCUUCCGCUUCUGUUUUCAACAAUCUUGACCCAUCUCAGGUACAGUACUUUUUGCCUCCUAAGCCUGCUUUGUCUUCAAUCCUUAAUGUUGUCUCUAAUAAUCCUUUGGAGCAUGGGUUUGAUUUGGGGGGAAUUGGGUUCCUUGAGAACCAAGCAACAAAUGCCUCUAGUUUGUUGAACAGGGAAAGUACUGGAGUUUUGAGCAGCUUCCCUGAUUUUAGUCAUGGUAAUCAGAUUAGCACCGUUAAUCCUUGUUCUGAAGCUCAAUUUUCAACUAGCCGUAUGCUUCAACUGCCGGAGAGCUGUCCCGGCGGGUACACUGGUUUCCGGGGUUUUGAUGAGAGUUCUGGAACUGCUAUGUUCUUGAACAGGUCAAAGUUGUUAAGGCCCCUGGAAACUUUACCUUCUAUGGGGGCACAGCCUACUCUCUUUCAAAAAAGAGUGGCUUUGAGGAAGAAUUCAGCUGAAAAUGGAGGCAAUUUAGGGGCCUUAGGCGGAGGAAGUGUUGUUAAUCAGGGUUUGAGUGGGAUUGAGGUGCAUAAAGGAAAGAAAGAAAUGGGCGAAGAAAAUGACAAGAGGAGGAAAAUUAGCAGUGGAGAUGAUUUUGAAGAUGUGAGCCUUGAUGGGUCAGGUUUUAAUUAUGAUUCAGAUGAGUUCACAGAGAACACUAAGGCGGAAGAAACCACUAAAAAUGGUGGAAACAGCUCAAAUGCCAAUAGUACUGUCACUGCUGGAGAUCAGAAAGGGAAGAAGAAGGGGCUUCCUGCUAAAAAUUUGAUGGCUGAGAGACGCCGCCGAAAGAAGCUCAAUGAUAGGCUGUACAUGCUGCGUUCUGUUGUUCCAAAGAUCAGCAAAAUGGAUAGAGCUUCAAUUCUUGGGGAUGCAAUUGAAUACCUAAUGGAACUUCGUCAAAGAAUUAAUGAUCUUCGUAAUGAACUAGAAUCAAACCCUUCUAGUGCUGCAUUAACACCGACGACAAGCUUCCAUCCUCUAACGCCAACUCUACCUACAUUGCCGAGUCGUAUCAAGGAUGAACUUUGCCCCAGCUCAUUACCGAGCCCAAACGGGCAGCCUGCGAAAGUUGAAGUAAGGAUGAGGGAAGGAAGAGCUGUAGACAUCCACAUGUUUUGUGGCCGCAGACCAGGUCUUUUGCUCUCCACAAUGAGGGCUUUAGACAACCUUGGACUAGAUAUCCAGCAAGCUGUCAUUAGCUGUUUCAACGGUUUUGCAAUGGAUAUCUUCCGAGCUGAGCAAUGCAAGGAAGGCCAGGACAUCCAUCCUGAGCAAGUUAAAGCAGUACUUUUGGAAUCAGCUGGCUUCCAUGGCAUGAUAUAAACCAAUCCAGGAACACAAAAAAUCCAAGCAACCGCAUCCUGUUUCUUCAAGCCAAAUUGUGCUGCCCUUAAAUUACAAAAAAUUGUUGGUGCCGUUUGAAAGUCUUGUAGCUCAGCUUGCACUGUGGGGAAUUCACCUUCUAAACUUUUAUUAUGUAAUCUUAGUCUUUCUUUCAUCGGUUAAAUAUAUGAUCUUUAUUAGCGUUGUAAGUUUACAUUUUUGAACUUUGGUUAUCAUGAACAUGAACUAGAUCCUGAUGCCAAGAUAUCAUUGAUGCCGGUGUGGUUAUUGCCACCCUCAACAUUGUUA